Messenger RNA from Zophobas morio, 1711 nucleotides. It is a transcript of the gene Rtca, whose product is annotated as RNA 3'-terminal phosphate cyclase. NCBI's taxonomy places the organism in Eukaryota, Metazoa, Arthropoda, Insecta, Coleoptera, Tenebrionidae. Gene Ontology annotation, biological process: RNA processing. Gene Ontology annotation, molecular function: RNA-3'-phosphate cyclase activity. Gene Ontology annotation, cellular component: nucleus. The transcript is spliced from 5 exons. The record is from RefSeq and is a predicted model, not a curated record. The coding region runs from base 274 to 1329 and encodes 351 amino acids.
AAUUUUGGUGAGACUAAAUAACAACUGGUUAAAGAACUGAGUUUUUUAAAUCCUAUCGAAAUUUCUAUUUUCAAUUAAUCAUUGAUACCAAACUUACAAAAUGACGUUUGACUUUUUGUUAUUAUUGUAAUAUAACUCCCCCAUGUAACCAACUGAUCUAACCUAUAAACGAAAUUUAUUUAAUAAAACUAUUUAUUACAUUUGCGAUAACAGAUAACACUGAGUAAAAUUUAAGGUAAAUUGGCCCCAUUUGUAAUAAUUUAUUAUAAUAUUAUGGCCUGUGAAGUCAAAGAAAUAGAUGGAUCAAUUUUGGAAGGAGGUGGACAGAUUUUACGAAUUGCUCUCACUCUUAGCGUUAUUAGAAAGAUACCUGUCCGUAUUAUGAAGAUUCGUGCUGGUCGUAGCAAACCAGGUUUAAUGGAACAACACUUGAAAGGUAUUGAGCUGCUACGAGAUAUUAGCAAUGCUAAAGUGAAGGGAGCAUCAUUUGGCUCAACAGAAGUCGAAUUUUGGCCAGGUAAUAUAACAGGAGGUAGUUAUGAAGCUCGAGUGAAGACUGCAGGCAGUAUAAGUUUAUUAUUACAAGCUGCUUUACCAUGUACUUUGUUUGCUAAUUCCAAUACUACGUUAAGGCUUCAUGGGGGGACAAAUGCUGAAAUGGCCCCCCAAAUUGAUUACACAACAGAAGUUUUUAGACCGAUUUUAGAGAAAUUUGGAGCUACAUUUGACUUUGAUUUAAUAAGAAGGGGUUAUUUUCCAAAAGGCGGAGGCGAAGUUGUUAUUAAUAUUGAACCUAUACCUAAAUUAGACCCUAUUAAAAUAGUGGAUAGAGGACAAAUUACUUCCGUUUUUGGGUGGAGUUUUGUAGCUGGUUCCCUUCCAAUAAAAUUAAGUCAUGCAAUGGCAGAUUCAGUCGGACGAGAGUUAAAACGUUUUUGUAACAACAUAAAAAUUGAAAGGUAUAAAGAAGAUCGAAAUAUAGCUCCUGAUAACUGUUCAGGUAUAAUUGUGGUAGCUGAAACUAGUACAGGAUGUCUUUUGGGAGGUUCUGCGCUUGGAAAAAGGGGCGAAAAUUCAGAAGAAACUGGAAGGAGAGCUGCGUUAGACUUAGCGAAAUCUUUUGAGGAAGGAACUUGUGUUGAUUCACAUUCACAGGAUCAGAUCAUUGUAUUUAUGGCUUUGGCGCAAGGACCUUCUAGUGCUAAAGUAGGAGAAAUAACAAUGCAUACAAAAACUGCAAUUUUUAUUGCUGAAAAAAUGACAAAUGCAAAAUUUGAAAUUAUACCUAGUGGACCAUCUAAUAUUAUUCAGUGCAGUGGCAGCAAAUAGUUUAUCUGUAUGUAACGUAAUGGAGAAGGUACUUUUGUCUAAAUUGUACACCAGAAAAUACACUCAAGAUAUAUUUUGUUUUUUAACAAAUGUAAAUUGUGUAUAUUUAUUUAUUGUGAUUAUUUAAUAAUAAAUCAACAAUUUAAAUUGCUGUACUAGUUUCAGUGAUUAAGAUAUUUUUGUAAUAACAUUUGUAGCGGCUUUGUAUUAAAGCGUUCCGCCACGCACUCUACGUUCUCUGGUUACGGUAGACGCACCUGCGACGAUACACCACCCCGGUACGUGGUAAAUCCUUGAAGCACCCUUGGCGGUCUCCCUCUACUGCUUCAUUAUAUUACAAUUGAGUGUUGUACUUUGUUCAUUGAUAAACUGUUCAAACAUC